Messenger RNA from Rosa rugosa (rugosa rose), 321 nucleotides. RefSeq names its product glucan endo-1,3-beta-D-glucosidase-like. The record is from RefSeq and is a predicted model, not a curated record. Lineage: Eukaryota; Viridiplantae; Streptophyta; Magnoliopsida; Rosales; Rosaceae. The transcript is spliced from 3 exons. The coding region runs from base 1 to 321 and encodes 106 amino acids.
AUGGCUCAAUCAAGGAGUGCUUUAUCUCUUUCCAUUCUGUUCCUUCUGCUCUUGUUCAUCCACUUUCCUGGAGGGCCUAUAAAGGUUGUUAGUGAGGAUGAGAAUAAGACCUGGUGUGUUGCCUGCAACCAAUUGAAGGAUUGCAAGGUGAUACAAGAAGGAGGCUCAUGCUAUAACCCCAACUCACUCAUUAACCAUGCCUCAGUGGUGAUGAAUCUUUACUAUAAAGCGGUAGGCCAAAACAGCUGGAGUUGUGACUUCAGAGGAUCUGCUCUCAUCACUCAGACUGAUCCAAGUUAUGGUAGCUGCAAGUAUGCAUAG